Ylistrum balloti is the source of this 9175-nucleotide messenger RNA. RefSeq names its product serine-protein kinase ATM-like. Lineage: Eukaryota; Metazoa; Mollusca; Bivalvia; Pectinida; Pectinidae. The record is from RefSeq and is a predicted model, not a curated record. Gene Ontology annotation, biological process: DNA repair. The coding region runs from base 1 to 9108 and encodes 3035 amino acids. Gene Ontology annotation, molecular function: protein binding; protein serine/threonine kinase activity. The transcript has 56 exons.
AUGGAGUACCUUUCUGACAUAGCAUCAUACUGCCAUCAGCUGGUAGCGGACAAAGCAUCCGACAGAAAGAAAGGUGUGGAGAAGUUGCUGCAGCUGCUGAAAAAGAAUUCUGUGUUAGAGGCAUUGGACAAAACCUCUGACAGUAAGACAAGCCGCAGGGAUCGUCACAUAACAUGGGAUGGUAUUUUACGGGGUGCUAUUGGUUAUGUGAAUGUAGAGACUACUACACUACAAAAGGCCAAAGAGGCUCAAACAGCUUCAACACUUGCAAACAGAGCGAAACGGAAACAGGAAAUCAGUGGUGUCUUCAAGUCUGUUAUCAGAUAUGCUGACAAACGUGGCCCUCGAUUGAAGUGUUCCAGCAUCCUCAAGCACCUUACAGAUGUACUCAAGGACGAAUAUAUGUGCAAUGCCUACGGACUAGACUAUAGUAAUAUCUUACUGAAAAAUCUGCUGACUGUGCGUAAAUAUUGGACAGAGAUCACAUUGGAGAUGUGGCAAGAAUUGAUAGCACUCUACUUCAUGAUGUUCAUGGACACUGACAGUCAGAUUGACAAGACCUUACUCUCACGACUGAUUCGGGUGUUGAUCUCUGGCGCUACCACCCAGUGUGAUUUAAGACCUAAACGUCUUCUCAAAUUCUUCUCAGAUUACUUCAAAAAUGUCAGACAGGAGAAGACAUCAGGUGUUGUGGAGAAUCUGCUUUCAGCCUUAAAUAUAUUUCUUGUCAAAAUAGGGGAGAAGUAUUGUGUCAAUGAAGUGGUAGAAUUCCUGCACCUCCAGAUGGAAUGUCACCACCCAGGAGGAGCACGACGAGGAACUCCGGAGGCAACAGCAGUUGACUGGGAUGUGUGGAUGAGUCAUCUGAGAAAACUUUAUGAAGUUAUACAUGGAGAUUUAAAACAGCUUGGAGGCCGUACAAAGUUUUCAGGACAUGCUAGAGAUGUGUUCCAGUCCAGAGAAACAGAGUUGUCACCAGCCUACAUCAACCUAGCUGCCGACUUAUGUCACCAGCUGUUUGAGGUAGACAGCCGGGAGCUGGAGAUAACGCAGGUUGAAGAAUCAUCAGAUCAGGGUCCAAGGAGUAAGAAACGACGCUUAGAAUCGGGAUGGCAUGCCAUUCGGGAUAAUUUAAGCUCCCUAGGACAGAGCCAGCAACUGGUGCCAUGGCUACAACUGACAAAGCGUGUGAUUGAGAAAUACCCGAGCAGCUUCCCAGAGGACGAGUUUCCACAGUAUCUACACUGUCUGUCUCAGCUACUGGCCCAGUGUAAAAGAAAUGAUCUGAUGGGUCACCUCCUCGACUGCCUUCUGUGUUUUGUACGGUACCCGGUCACUCUCCCACAGGUCAGCCAGGACACCUGUAUGACUAUCUGGAAAAAAGUUUGGGCUUCUACUCUCAGAGCCUUAAGUCUACAGAAUGCUGUAGAACCAAGUUUCAAGCUUCUGACAGAGAUGCUGAGAAGUGAACUAGUGCCUUGUGAAAGAGAUAUAUGGAAUCUCUUCCUGCCCUCCAUUUCAAACCCCACUGAUGGUGCAGUACAGUUCCUCAUCACCUACCUGAUGACAAAGAGCCUCCCAGAAAAUUAUCAGCCUAGUCUCCUCAGUUCCAUGGCAACUGAUGGUCAACAGUUAUAUCCACUUAGAAUGCAACUUCUGGAAUGGCUACUGCCUCCACGUCUUGUUAUUGAUGGAACCAUGGCAACCAAGCCUAAAUAUGACCUUGACCCUGGUUUAGUAGGACAGGUGUUAACAUUACUUGUGAUGAAAAAUCCAUCGUGUCUAAUGUUUGUUCCACCCGAGGAGAAAGAUUUUGUAACAGACCUUGAAAGAAUAUAUCUAGAAUCUUCUCACGACUUUCCGUUAUAUAGCAGACAAUUAACGACUCAGAACAAAGAUGUUGGAAGCAAGGAAAGUGUUCUACUGUCUGUAUUGUUGAGACGAAUUGAGGAAAACAUGAAAGAAAAUGUUAACUCUUUGCUGGAGUUCUCAGAACCACAGGCUGUAGACACACAGUCUCUAGCAAAGGAAGCAUGUCAAAUCACCAAAUUUAUAUACUGGUUGCUAAAAUAUGAACUUGUUUCAAAAGACAAUUUGGCUUCAAUGGAUAUAUUAAGUGUAUUGAAAUCUGUUCUUAGGAAAAUUGGAACGUUUAUAAACGAUAUUCAUCAGAAUCAUGGCGCAGUGGAGCUUGUGAGUGUGUUGCCAUGGUUACGGGUGAUGUUAGAAUGGGAGGAAUCAGACAGUGCAGGGAUCAUAGUUGCCAGACUAGUCCGCUCUCUAAUGCCAGCCAAGGCUGUAGACACUCUCCUUAAUAUGGCUGUAGUUACAGUUUCUAAAAGAACUAAGCAUGAUACUAGCACAAGUCAAGACAGAACAUCACGGAGAGGAAGGAUUCUAGAGGACUUUGAUGAUAUGGAUCUUGAGUUUGACGACACAUCUGUUAAGGACACCACAGAUGACCUUGGUUGUGAUGAUGGUUUUGGAGAUUCACAGGAUUUGGAUGAGGCAGCCAAACAAGGGGAUGAUUUUCAGAGCCUUCUAUCACCUACUGUGUUGACGGAUGCUCAGAGAGUGAGAGUGGAUGCUGCAGGCGUCCUUUGUCUGUGGGCAGGGUUUGAUACUAUGGAGAUGAGACAGGCCACACCCUUUCACACAGACACAGACCCAAGUGUUGUCAAGGAAAAGCUAGGAGAACUACUGGGGGAGGACAGUUUUGACCCCCAUAAGGCUGUAGACCUUCAGUUGAUGAAAGAGAUGAUGACUUGUCUGACCCGCCCGUGUCAACAGCUAGGAGACUUAGAUCUAGAUAAUAUGGUGGGCGCUAUCAGACAAGUUGCCAAGGUACAACGGAAAGACCAGAAUGUGAGUUUCACUUGUCUUGAACUCCUUGGACACGUUGCUAGGCGACUGGCCGAUGAUGAGGACGAGGAUCUGCCUACCAAAACCAAGCUUGAGUGUCGUGAUACAACCAUCAGCUUGUUGUCAGCUUUCUGGAAGUUACAGGAUGACGAGUAUUGCUGUAAAGUGAGACUGGCAAUUGCCAAGUGUAUCAUGCAGCUCCUACAGGUUGAUCCUGAGAAGAGAUGGGUUCACCUGUCCAUACCUCGUGAUAACGAGAAUACAGGUAACACACCAAUAGAUCUAUUGUUCAUGCAGUACCUGUCUGACCCCGCCCACUCUGUGAGGAUGUAUGCUGCCCAAGGCAUAAUACAGAUGUUUAUGGUUGGACAAGAAAGAAAGGUUCCACGAGACAGGGUAGAACAGGACAAGGCAUUCGAUAAAAUCUAUGAGAUCAUCAAUGAAAGCUUGGAUUUUCAGGGACGGUUGACUCCAGAGCGUGCCCACGAUGAGCGUGAGAACAGGACAGGGAGCGUGCUAACAACUUUGGGAAACAUUAUGUGUAUCAGUCCAGUCUGUGAGAAGAAGGCAAUGUUUGCUCUGUGUCAACUCAUCAAGGAAAAUGAUGUGGAAAUUAAACAAAUUCAAAACAUAAUCCAGAAGGUUUCUAAAAUUCUCCGCUUCAAAGAUGGUCACACUUUCAUGGCUGACCACCUUCCAUACCUAGUGCACCAGUGGUUGGGACUCGGCUACCCUGUCACAGAGUUCCCACAUCAGAUGGCCUUUUGUGACACUAAACAGCACUUCUACAGGGACCAUUACAAAAUUUUAAUACCAGAAUUGAUUAUGAAGAAGAAGAUGGACAAUGCCAAGGAGAUAGUAGUUGCUAUGGGAAAGGACUGGACAGAGACAUUGACGUUGUGUAUCCCUAAAACAGUGGUCCACAUCCUGCCAUUAUUUGCAGCCACACGUCUGGGAGAGAUGUCAGGAGAUGAGACUGUGAGGCGGCGGACAGCCCAAGCUACGCAAUGUUAUGAUUUACUGUCACAGGAGGCAACAAGAGAGGUGUUAGAAACGACUAUUGUGAGCAACCUAGAUGAGAUCGUCGUCAACAUCCUCAUGUGUUUGUAUGACACAGAUACUGACAAGUUUAUUCAGACAGGUAUUAUAAGGGAUAUGGAGCCGGAGCCCAACCCUCCCUGUUUUAAUACCUACAUGAUUAAGUCAACCUUGGACUACCUUACACAAAGCUUCUCCAGUAACAACAAGUCACUGAUAGAUGUCCUGUCCCGUAAACAUGACCAGAUACAAAAGAUACUGUUAGAAUUGGCUAUCAAGCUGACCAAAGAACACAGACUUCAUGACAAGCGUCGCAUUCUGAUGAUGUACCGCCUUUUCUGUAAACUCCUUUUUAAGGAGUUUGAUGGCCAGCUGGGGGGAAACUGGGCCUUCAUUAUGAGGGAGGUCAUGUACCGGCUUAUAUAUAUCCUCAAGGACAUGGUGUCUGUGAACAGCCCAGUGACUGAGGAAGUGGCCUACAGGGAGAAUAUUGCCUGUAUGGCUCUGGAGCUUCUGAGAGACCUUUGUGUCACCUGUAUGGAGAUCUGUUCUCAGGAAUUUGAGAAGUACCUGACAUUUUUUGUGAGCAGCCUUGUUCCAAUUGCUGAAAGUUCUGGGAUAGUGGGAGAAGAGGCAGCUGGUUUGCUACGUUUGGUGAUUUUGGACAACUAUGCCGUUCUAAAGCAGGGUAUCAUAUCACUUGACCCCUUCCCCAACACAGAGGUGUUCUCACAGCUGCUUGUUACCUACAACAGACUCAAGUUUGCAGGAGGCACCUUUUCACUUAAACAGGAAAUAGAACAUUUUCUGUCAGUGUGUGAGAUGACUGGUGGUCAUUCAGAGAGCAGGAUUGAGGGACUUCAGCAUCUUUCACAGAAGUUACACUCCCAAAAAUCUGAGGUCCUAGUGCUGGCCAGAGAGGAACAAGAUAAAUCAACAGAUAAUCUUCUAUGUAAACUGGUUUGUAAACUGGUCUACAUGGCCUUGACCUCUGGAGACAGGGUCAAGGACAAGGUUACACAGUGUUUAGGAAAGAUUGGUCCUGUUAACAUGGCAACAGUUGCUCUACCAGAUGUGACAGAAUUGGCAUGUUUACGAGAGGCUAAGGAGGUGUUUGAAGAGGACACAUACCUCCAGAACUAUUGUGUUAUAUUCCAUACACUCAACACAUACCUGGUUGAUCAAGAUGUUGAUAUAGUAGAGGCUGCCUCGCAUGUCCUCAAGUCAAUGUUGUGUACAAAUACUGGUACAGACUUCGCCACCAUCUACAAGGAGAAAGUCAGUGAUAAGGACCACCUCAUAGAAUAUCUACAUCCCUUCAGAGUCAAGAAAAAGGUAACAGCUCGUACAAAGUCCAAACAACCAACAAGUACUGACCAGUUCUGUGGACUUGUAGACAGGGAAACACUAUGGUUGUCUAACACCAGUAACCAUGGAAACUGGGUCAGGAGACUGACCGUCACACUGAUACAGAGUGGCGCUGUCAAGGAUGAGAUUCUGGCCUUAUUAGAACCCAUCUGUGAAAGGAAGACAAACUUCUGUGAGAUCGUAUUACCAUUGCUGAUACAUGACAUCCUGGUACAAGGAGCAGAAAUCCACAAAGAUGUUCUGUCCCGACAAGUGUCUGCGUUCUUCUCCACCCACUGUGGCCAUGGUAACCUGGAAGGCCGCAGUGUCACACCUGUAGACAAGACAGAUUCCACAACUGUAUGCUUCACUAAAGACUCCAUUAGGACCAUGCUAAAAGUGGUGCAGCAUCUCAGACAGCAAGAAAGACCCAAGGAGGGGAGAAGACAGAUGACAGCUUGGGAUAAUAAUUUCUGGCUGGAUUUGAACUACCUGCAUGUUGCUAAGGCAGCUCUCUACUGCUCAGCCCACUUCACAACAGUGCUGUACUCUGAGAUCUGGUGUGAUGUACACAGACAACAGGAGGAAGAUAGUCGUAAUUCUUCAGGCAGUCUUAGUCUCUCUCAGGACUUCACGCAGGACACACGGAUAGACUCGGUUAGCUGUGCAUCAACAGAGGUCGGCAUCAAUGUACAGGACCUGCUGAUGGAGGCCUUUCAGCAAAUUGGUGACCCCGAUGGCCUUUAUGGAUGUGGAGCAGGGAGACUGGCAGACACCUCAUCAAGAGUUAAGACGUACGAGCAUGAGAAUCUGUGGGACAAAGCUUUAGUUACAUAUGACAUUGACAAGGCCAGUUCCACAGCUGGUUCAAAUCUGGGAUUACUGCAGGCUUUGCAAAAUUUUGGUGCCCUUGAAGUGUUAAAUAACUACUUCCAUGGGAUAUCAACAGGAACAGAUGUUGCCCCUAAUGUACAGGAGCUACAGUAUCAGGCAGCCUGGAAGGCUGGUCAGUGGACACUGGAUCCCACACUCAGAUGUAACCAGACAGGAUACCAGCAGGCUGUUUAUGCUGCCCUGAACGCAGUUAGAGACGAUCACCUCUCUAUGGCUUCCACUGCAAUCCAAACAGCCAGGUUGUGUGUGAUGGAGAGACUGAGGGAGGGAAGUAUGGAGAGUGCCCGCUGUCUAUACCCCAUGUUGACUGACCUCAACUGUGUCUCACAGAUAGAGACCGCCAUCAGCUGUAAUCUCAGGAAUGAUGCUGAGUUGUCAAGUCUACUGGAACGUUGGUCAGGCGAGGAUGAAACCUACCUAACCAGCAAUGACUUUGAGUUCCUAGAACCAAUCUAUAACAUUCGUAUCACACUGUUACAACUGUUCCUAAACAAGGGGGAUAACUCUGCUGUGUCUGACUGUCUACAGAGACAGUUGUUACAAUUGGCUAGACUCAGCAGUGGGGCAGGCAGGCAUCAGGUAGCAGAGAGAGCCAUUGGUCGACUGAAGUCCCUUGAAACAUCAGUCCUUGACCUUCACAUCAACAAGAUGGUGGAAGAAGCCAACAUGUUUUGGGCCCGCAGGGAGCAGAACACAGCCAAACAUCUCAUGAAAGACAUUAUCUUACAACUUAAAAAGGUUCACAGGAAGAAUAAGGAUGCUACCACAUACUAUGCUAAAGUACUGUGUAUAAAUGGGAACUGGCUGGCGGAAACUAGAUCGGAGAACCCAAACAUCAUCAUGGAAGAUUACCUUGAAAAAGCAGUUUCAAUCUUGGACCAGGCUGGAAUCGAGGACGACGCAGCAUUGGACUCGUACCUAGCACUCGCCCGCUACGCUGACAGCCAGUAUCAACACAUCGUCAAUUACAUGAAGUCUAGCACUUUUGAGGCCAAACAGAACCUGUUCAAGAAAGCUCAGAAGGAAAUUGAGUCCCUGAAACAAGUUGGAGACAAUACAAAAGAGAAGUACUUCAUCAUUCUAAAUAAACAGAGUCAGAUUGACAGACAGGAGAUUACAGCCCUGGAGGACGACAAAGGCCGCUUUCUGGUGACAGCUGUGGAGAACUAUAUGCGCUGUCUCAAGGCAGGAGAUCGACAUGACCUUCGUGUUUUCAGACUGACCUCACUCUGGUUCAGUAACAAUAAUGACCAGGAAGUCAAUGAAAUCAUACAGGACAGUAUAGAGAACCUUAGUACAUACAAGUUACUGCCCCUGAUGUACCAGCUGGCCACUAGGAUGGACACUCGGCCCCACAAGGACCAGUGUCCACUAUUUCAAAAUACACUCAAUAAGGUAAUUGAGAGGACAGCAGUAGACCACCCUCAUCACACACUCUUCUGUAUACUUGCUUUAGCCCAUGCCAAGAUGGAUGCUGACAUCUUCAAAGACCCUAACAGAAAGAGCAAGUUGACAAGGACAUUGUCUGACAUGGCCAGAGAGGAGGAGGGGAGAAUUGAAGCAGCCAAGAACUUGGUGGAGAGGUUAAAGGCUGACAAGGGGCAUAACUCUGUCGCGCAUAUUGUUAAAGACAUGGAGAAGCUCUGUCUGGCUUACAUAGAACUGGCUAACUACCCGGUCACAAAGUACAAGGCAGAGACAAAGCCAAUCCCCUUUCCUAGCUUGCUGAAGCUGCCUGCUGUGAAAGACUUGCGUAAUAUUGCUGUACCUACCGUUGAAAUUCCUGUGGACCGCAGUGGAAGAUACACAAACAUUACCUAUAUACACAAUUUUCAACCGACAUUUAAGUUGGCAGGCGGCAUCAACUUGCCAAAAAUCAUAUCAUGUAUGGGAUCAAAUGGUAGAAGUUACUGUCAGCUUGUGAAGGGUCGUGAUGACCUUCGUCAGGAUGCUGUGAUGCAACAGGUAUUUAACAUGGUCAACAACCUUCUCAAGAAGAAAUCAGAAACAAGGAAGCGUGGCCUUCAGAUUCGCCAAUACAAGGUCAUCCCACUGUCACAGCGAAGUGGCCUGCUUGAGUGGUGCGAGGGCACCCUUCCCAUCGGAACAUACCUGAUCGGAGGCAAGAGUGAGGCAGAGGGUGCCCACAGGCGUUAUCGCCCUCAGGAUGCUCUGGCCAUGGACAGUCGACGACAACUUGCUGGAGUACAUACCCAGCCAGCAGAGGUAAAAUACAAAACAUUCCUAGGAGUGUGUAGUAAAUUCCGACCUGUGUUCCGUCACUUUUUCAUGGAAAAAUUUCCAGAGCCUGCUCACUGGUAUGAACGCCGGCUCGCCUACACCAAGAGUGUGGCCACCAACUCUAUAGUGGGCUAUAUACUGGGUCUCGGAGACCGACAUGUACAGAACAUUCUUGUGGAUUGUAAAACUGCUGAACUCGUCCAUAUUGACCUAGGUGUUGCGUUUGAACAAGGCAGAAUCUUGCCAACUCCAGAAACUGUACCAUUUCGGCUGACACGAGAUAUUGUGGACGGUAUGGGUGUAUCAGGAGUCGAGGGUGUGUUUCGUAGGUGUUGUGAAAAGACAAUGGAAGUGAUGCAUGACCACCAGGAGGCGCUGCUGACAAUUUUGGAGGUGUUGCUCUACGACCCCAUCAAUACUUGGUCCAUGUCACCUGCCAAGGCAUAUGCACUUCAGCAUAGGCGUGACCGUACUGAUGAUGCCUCAGAGCUCAAUGCUACUAACACUGCCCGAGAUAUGCUGGAGAUGGCCAGUGGUUCAGAGGAAAAUAGAGAAAAUGUCAACAAAUUGGCAGAGCGUGUUUUACUACGGUUACAGCAGAAAUUACAGGGAAUUGAGGAUGGGAUACAGCUGAGUGUGGCUGGCCAGGUAAACCACCUUAUACAGGAGGCACGUGAUCCUAAAAAUCUCUCUAGGCUUUUCCCCGGAUGGCAGCCAUACUUAUGAGGUGUUUGAAAUCACUUCGUUGACUUUUGUGAUGUUAAGGACAGAAGGAAGUGCUUGUCCUCUGAAA